AUGAAGACACAGAAAUUGUUACUAGAAUUCCAGAAUGUGUUUUCCGAGACACUAGGCAAGUUUAAAAAUAAAAAAGUAAAAUUGGAACUUGAGGAAGAUGCUAAGCCUGUUCUUUGUAAAGCUCGAUCGCUACCAUAUGCCUUAAAGGCAAAAGUAGAAGAGGAAAUUAAGCGGCUGGUUUGUGAAGGAAUAUUGGUUCCAGUUAAAGAUAGUGAAUGGGCCACGCCUAUAGUCCCAGUCAUCAAGAGUAACGGACAGGUGCGGAUUUGUGGUGAUUUUAAGAUCACAUUAAAUCCCAAUUUAAGGAAAAAUAGACACCCAAUACCCAGGAUUCCAGAUUUGUUGUCAAGGAUUGAAAAUGGCGUAUGUUUGUCAAAGAUUGAUUUAUCGGAUGCAUAUCUACAGUUGGAGCUUGUGGAGGAAUCAAGAGAGUUAGUUGUUAUCAAUAUGUUAAAUUUCUAUCAUCCGGGAUAUUAA
Messenger RNA from Microplitis mediator, 477 nucleotides. RefSeq lists its product as uncharacterized. The coding region runs from base 1 to 477 and encodes 158 amino acids. Lineage: Eukaryota; Metazoa; Arthropoda; Insecta; Hymenoptera; Braconidae. The record is from RefSeq and is a predicted model, not a curated record. The transcript has a single exon.